This is a messenger RNA of Oncorhynchus masou masou (cherry salmon), 5850 nucleotides long. RefSeq names its product unconventional myosin-Ib-like. Gene Ontology annotation, biological process: actin filament organization; vesicle transport along actin filament. Lineage: Eukaryota; Metazoa; Chordata; Actinopteri; Salmoniformes; Salmonidae. Gene Ontology annotation, cellular component: cytoplasm; brush border; vesicle. Gene Ontology annotation, molecular function: actin filament binding; ATP binding; microfilament motor activity. The record is from RefSeq and is a predicted model, not a curated record. The coding region runs from base 241 to 3645 and encodes 1134 amino acids. The transcript is spliced from 31 exons.
AAGGUGAUUGAGGGGCGAGUAGCAGCACGUGUGCAGCUAGCCACUCCCUUUGCCGGUAGUCCCUAUCGGUUAGUGCUCCAGUGGAAGUCCUCAUAGCCGGAUGAGACACGCGUGCAGAAUUCAGGGAUAGAGGAAACUUUUUUUCAUCUGAAGAGAUAUCUCCGGGAUUCUAUAUAUUGUCCUCCGGAGUGUAUUUAGGGGACAACAUUUCAAAUUCGGAGGGGGAUUGCUGAUUCCAAGAUGGAGGUGAAGACGUCACUUCUGGACAACAUGAUAGGGGUGGGGGACAUGGUCCUGCUAGAACCCCUCAACGAAGACUCCUUCAUCAUGAACCUGAGGAACCGCUUCGACCACAAUGAGAUCUAUACGUACAUCGGCAGUGUGGUGAUCUCCAUGAACCCCUACAGGUCUCUCCCCAUCUACACUCCACAGAAGGUGGAGGAGUAUCGCAACAGGAACUUCUACGAGCUCAGCCCACACAUCUAUGCCCUGGCAGAUGAGGCCUACCGUUCUCUGAGGGACCAGGAUAAAGACCAGUGUAUCCUCAUCACAGGAGAGAGUGGAGCUGGAAAGACUGAGGCCAGUAAGCUGGUGAUGUCAUAUGUGGCGGCGGUGUGUGGGAAGGGCCAGGAGGUGAACAAGGUGAAGGAGCAGCUGCUGCAGUCCAAUCCUGUGCUGGAGGCUUUUGGGAAUGCUAAAACUAUGAGAAAUGACAACUCAUCCCGAUUUGGUAAAUACAUGGACAUUGAGUUUGACUUCAAGGGAGACCCUUUGGGUGGAGUUAUUAGCAACUAUCUACUGGAGAAGUCCAGGGUUUGCAAGCAGCCGAAAGGAGAGAGAAACUUCCACAUCUUCUACCAGCUUCUUUCUGGAGCCUCGGAUGACACCCUGAUGAAGCUGAAGUUGGACAGAGAUUUCAGUAAAUACAACUACCUGAGUCUGGAUUCAGCCAACGUCAAUGGGCUGGAUGAUGCAGCAAGCUUCAGGACCGUCAGGAAUGCCAUGCAGAUUGUGGGCUUCAUGGAGGCUGAGGUGCAGUCGGUUCUGGAGCUGGUGGCUGCCGUCCUCAAACUGGGGAACAUUGAGUUCAAACCAGAGUCCAGGGUCAACGGUUUUGACGAGAGCAGGGUCAAGGACAAGAAUGACCUGAAGGAGAUGUGUGAGCUGUUGGGGAUUGAGCAGUCUGUGCUGGAGAGGGCUUUCAGCUACCGCACCGUGGAAGCCAAGAUGGAGAAGAUGUCUACCACACUCAACGUGGCCCAGGCCUACUAUGCCCGUGAUGCCCUGGCCAAAAACCUCUACAGCCGUCUGUUCAGCUGGCUGGUCACCAGGAUCAAUGAAAGCAUCAAGGCUCAAGCAAAAACGCGCCACAAGGUGAUGGGCGUCCUGGACAUCUAUGGUUUUGAAAUCUUCGAGGACAACAGCUUUGAACAGUUCAUCAUCAACUACUGCAAUGAGAAACUGCAGCAGAUAUUCAUCGAACUGACGCUACGCGAAGAGCAGGAGGAGUAUAUCAGAGAGGACAUUGAAUGGACCAACAUAGAGUAUUUCAACAAUGCCGUUAUCUGUGACCUCAUUGAGAAUAACCAGAAUGGGAUCUUGGCCAUGUUGGAUGAGGAGUGCCUGCGGCCAGGCACAGUGACUGACGACACCUUCCUCGACAAGCUGAACACCAUCUGUGCUGAGCACCAGCACUUCGAGAGCCGUCUCAACAAGAACUCCAAGUUCCUGACAGACCACAGCCUGCCGCACAGCUGCUUCCGCAUCCAACAUUAUGCUGGGAAGGUGUUGUACCGUGUGGAGGGCUUUGUCGACAAGAACAACGACCUUCUGUACAGAGACCUGUCCCAGGCCAUGUACAAGGCCACCCACAGCCUGAUGAGACAGCUGUUUCCUGAGGGAAACCCUGCUAAGGUCAACCUGAAGAGGCCCCCCACUGCAGGCUUCCAGUUCAAGGCCUCUGUAGGGGUACUCAUGAAGAACCUGCAGACCAAAAACCCCAACUACAUCAGGUGCAUCAAGCCCAACGAUAAGAAGGUAGCCCACAUCUUCACCGACUCACUGGUGUGUCACCAGGUGCGUUACCUGGGCCUGGUGGAGAAUGUGCGCGUGAGGAGGGCUGGCUACGCCUUCCGCCAGCCCUAUGAGUCCUGUCUGGAGCGAUACAAGAUGCUCUGCAAGAAGACCUGGCCCCACUGGAGAGGACCCGCCAGGGACGGAGUGGAGGUGCUGCUGACAGAUUGUUCUGUUCCAACUGAGGAGUUUGCCUACGGACGCUCCAAGAUCUUCAUCAGGAACCCCAGAACGCUGUUCACUCUGGAAGAGAGGAGGAGGGCGUGUCUGGAGGACCUGGCCACCCUGAUCCAGAAGAUCUACCGGGGGUGGAAGUCUCGUACUCACUUUCUGCUGCUGAAGAAGAGCCAGGUGGUGGUGGCAGCCUGGUACCGCAGAUAUGCACAACAAAAUAAAUAUCAGAAGAUCAAGAGUGCUACACUAGUGAUGCAGUCCUUCAUCAGAGGGUGGAAGGCCCGCAACAUCUUGCGGCAACUGAAAUACGAGAAGAGAUGCAAGGAGGCUGUGACUACCAUUGCAGCGUACUGGCACGGGACUCAGGCUCGGAUGGAGCUGCGGCGCCUAAAGUCGGAGGCGCGGAAUAAGCGUGCCGUGUCUGUCAUAUGGGCAUACUGGCAGGGGACCAAGGCACGCAGGGAGCUGAGGCGCCUGAAGGAGGAGGCCAGGCGUAAGCACGCCGUCGCCAUCAUUUGGGCCUACUGGCUGGGACUCCAGGUCCGCCGGGAGUACAGGAAGUUCUUUAGGGCCAACGCUGGCAAGAAGAUCUACGACUUCACCAUCCAAAGAAUCAUGCAGAAGUACUUCCUUGGUCUGAAGACCACUACAAUGUCCCCUAUGGACAACAACUGGCCGGCAAAGCCUUAUGGCUUCCUGGAGGGAGCUCACACUCAGCUCAGGAGGAUCUUCCACCUCUGGAGGUGCAAGAAAUACCGGGGCCAGUUCACAGAGGAGAAGAAGGCUGUGUAUGAGGAGAAACUUGAGGCCAGUGAGAUCUUCAAGGACAAGAAGGCUCUGUACCCCAGCAGUGUCAGCCAGCCUUUCAAGGGAGACUAUCUGGAGAUCCAGAAGAACCCCAAGUACCAGAAGCUGAACAGUGCUAUGGAGGAGAAGGUGCUACUGGCUGACCUGGUGAACAAGAUCAACAGGGCCAACGGCAAGGGGUCGCCGAGGCUCUUCCUGCUGACCAAAAGCAACUUUGUCCUGGCUGACCAGAAGACUGGCCAGGUGAAGGCCAGCGUGCCGCUGCCAGACCUCGCUAGCGUGUCGGUCAGCACACAGAGUGACGGCUUCUUCGCCCUCAAGCUCAAAGAGGGCUCUGCUUCAGCUUCCAAAGGUGACUUCCUGCUGAGCAGUGAGCAUCUUAUAGAGAUCAUCACCAAACUCCACCGCAUAGGGACCACUGCUGCAGACAGGGACCAGAUCAACAUUGACAUCUCAGACGAGUUCCUGGUGCAGUUCAAGCAGGACAAGGUGUGUGUGAAGUUCAUCCAGGGGGGGCCUAAGAACGGAAACAGUGCUGCCUGCAAACGCAAGAACAACCGCCUACUGGAGGUGUCUGUGCCAUCACCAUAGAGAUGACAAAGCCUCCUAUAAUACUUAGUUGUCAUGACAGUUCACAAUCAGGCCUAAACUCCAGCCCCCGCCCCCCAAUGACUGUGCAAUUACUCUGCUUUUUGUGUUUUGUUGUUGAUUCCUCUAUUCAGAAUCCUUGCAUCACUGUAAUAUUUAACUGCGCUGACACUUUUGGUAGAGAGUGAAAGACCCAUAGGAUUGCAUGGCGAUAGGGUUAUAGGAGAGAAUAUAUGUUUUACUAGUUUUAAAAGAUGUGGGUGAAAAAAAAUAAGUGCUCUCUUGUCAAUGGAGCACAAGAUAUCUCCAGUCAGAUGAUACUGAUUGUUGAGCUUGGGAAAGCUAAUAUGGAGGCUGUGUGGUGUGGUAUCAAGCCAUACCCAUGUUCCGAGAUCUGUAAAGGGCAACGAAAGAAAGUGCUGACAAGACACACCCCUGCACUAGAUUUGGGUCCUCAUCGGUUUAUCUGUUUAAGCUCUGAAAUGGCAACUCAAUAGAUCAACGAUGACCAGAGAGCUUUCAGGAUUGCUCUGAAAGUUAAACUAUGACUGCACUUGUAAUGUUCACCUGGGUGAGUUAAAAUUUGAAAAGAUGGUGAUUAAUAGUCAAAAUAUUAUCUGGGUUGUUUUUGUUUUCCUUUGCUGACACCUACACAAAUGACUACAGUGGGUGGUCAAGUACAAGAAUCAACACUUGUCAAAUGUGAUUUGCCAAGUGAUGGAUUGUCAACCACUUAGUAUCCAAAAAACCCCUGUGUGCCAUUCAGCCGCCCUACUCUGUGAGGUGCCAUGACGUGCUACAUGUAUCCAUCUGUAGUCAUCUAGUCAGGUCUUGGACACUCACAAAAAAAACAAAAAGUUGAAGGGUCCCUACUCAGUUUAUAAGUAAAUGCCAAAGAAAAGUUGAAAGGGGGCCUCAAUCAACCAGGACCAAGACUUUAUUUGAAAACACUGCACACUUUUCUCACUUUCCAGUUGUCCUUAAAGUACUUUACAUCUCUAAACUUUACCACAGGAAUUGAGAUGGUUCCCAAGUCUACCUUGAUAACUAUCCCAGAUUAAAUGCUGAUCAGUCUUUUUAGAGCCACAAUGCUGCUUGUUUUCAAUGGUCCUCUUGUUUGAAAUUGAAGGGAAAUGGAACUCUUUGCCUUCAACGCUGCCUAGGCUAGGCUACACCAUCUCAAGCAUCCCUCCACCCUUUGGCAUGAGAGUAAUAAAAUAGUAAGAGGAAUGCAGCAUGGCAACAGACAGGACAUAAGAUUGAGUCCUACUUUCUGCGACUGACAUUUCUCAAACGCAUGCUGUAGAGAAACACUCACUCACUCACUCACUGUAUCAUACACAUCAACUGUACAUGCUAAAACAGACCCAGCAUGGAUGGAGUAUGUAUGGAUAAAUUAUAGUGUCCUCAUGCUAGGUCUCUUAUUGCUGUGCUGCAGAAAUAUCUAUCUAUAUUUGCCAUUGCAAUGUGGGCUGUUAUAUAUAUAUUUUGUAGCCCCACUCUGGCUAAUAAUAAAUGCAGUGUUUUUCUUGGGAUUAUGCGUAUGGCCAUGUAGUAUAUUCUUGGGAAGUUUUUUCAGAAAUUUAGCAAUCACAGCUUCACUGUCUGCUCUGCCUGUGUAUGAAUGUGAUAUACUUUACACACACACAAGCCAAUGUCACUUCAGUCAUUGCUCUAUUUGGAAGUAUAUUUAAUGAUAUUCUUUAUCGGGAUGUUUUAGUGGGGGGUUUUGUACUGUUGACUUCAAGGUUAAACCAAUGGGUUCUCUGGUGGUGACAAUGUGGAGGUGGAAGGUCAGCCAAACUGCUCUAGAUCACACACCUAUAGAUUACUGGUGUACCUUAAAAUAAAUAACUUUUUUACAUGUUUUUGUUAUUCCACAGGUGGACUUGAGGAAUUAUUGUUGUUUUUUCCUUCCACGGGGGAAGAUGUUGAACUGAGUCAAUGCAUGUUUGUGCUUCUCAGUUCUGUACAGUUUGAGAUUUCAAUGCAGUUUGCUAUAACCACCUCUGUGUUUGUAUUUGAAGUAAAAUACGAAAAUAAACUCGAUGUAUGCAUUCUUGUUGUGUGCCUAAUGUAACCUGCGCUGCGAGAUGGAGAACAUGGAAGUGUUUCAGUCCUCAAUGUAACAAAUUUACCAGUAAUGCUUUUCAAAUUAAAAAAGCAAUAAAUAAAUGGACUACUUUGAUUUUGUUGGUUUUGAAUGCA